AUGGGUGUCCCAGCGCUCUUCCGAUGGUUGAGCAAGAAGUAUCCAAAGAUUAUCAGCCCAGUGCGUGAGGAGCUUCCAGAAGAGGUUGACAAUGAUGACGGCACGAAGACCAAGAUACCCGUAGACGCUCGCAAGCCAAAUCCCAAUGGCGAGGAGAUGGACAAUCUGUACCUGGAUAUGAACGGCAUUGUGCACCCUUGCUCUCACCCCGAAGACCGUGCGCCACCUGCCAACGAGGAGGAAAUGAUGAUAGCCAUCUUCGAGUACACAGACCGUGUCGUCAAGAUGGCACGCCCGCGCAAGCUACUUAUGAUUGCAGUAGACGGUGUCGCACCACGCGCUAAGAUGAACCAGCAGCGCUCGCGUCGUUUCCGCUCAGCACAAGAAGCUGCGGAGAAAGAUGCGGCUGCAGCAGAGUUCCAUGCUCACAUGGUCGCGAAGGGCGUAUCGUCAGAAGAUGCUGGCGACGAAGCUGAGAAGCCCAAGAAGACAUGGGACUCCAACUCUAUUACCCCCGGCACACCUUUCAUGGACCUGCUUGCGGCAAGUCUGCGAUACUGGGUAAGCUAUAAACUGAGCACAGAUCCCGCAUGGGAAAAGCUCAAGAUCAUCAUUUCCGAUGCCACAGUUCCAGGUGAGGGUGAGCACAAGAUCAUGAAUUUUGUCAGGUCGCAACGCAGCAGUCCGACGCAUGACCCCAACACCAGGCACGUCAUCUAUGGUCUCGAUGCCGAUUUGAUCAUGUUGGGCAUUGCGACCCACGAGCCACACUUCCAUGUCUUGCGCGAGGACGUCUUCGCAAACGACACAAAGCCUGGUCACUGCCGGAAGUGCAACCAGCCUGGACAUAUGGCAGACCAAUGUCGAGGCGCACCCAAGCCGAAGCCUGGUGAGGAAGAAGUCGCCAAACCUCUCAAACCAUUCAUCUGGCUGCAUGUCAGCAUCUUACGCGAGUAUCUUGCAGUCGAAAUGAGCGUACCGAAUCAGCCUUUUCGCUUCGAUCUCGAACGUGCCUUGGACGAUUGGGUAUUCAUGUGCUACUUCGUUGGUAACGAUUUCUUGCCACACUUGCCAUCCCUGGACAUUCGCGAGGAUGGUAUUGAUACUCUUAUUGCGAUCUGGCGUGACAAUAUACCAGUCAUGGGCGGCUACAUUACCAAAGACGGACAUGUUGAUCUGUCGAGGGCACAGAUGAUUCUGGAAGGGCUGGCGAAGCAGGAGAAUGCCAUUUUCAAGCGUCGGCGAGAGACCGAAGUCAAGAAAGAAGCUGCUCAGAAGAGGCGUGAGGACGAGAAGGCUAGACGGCAGAGCAACAAGAGACAACGUUACUCUGACAACGGCGCGUCAUUCGGAGCAUCAGGCUAUGAUGAGACAGUGAUCAGACGUGGACCUCAAGGCGGCAUCAAACGUGGCGAGGCAGCUCCGGACUUCAAUGCCCUACCCACGUUCGCACCUGGCGAAGCGCAGUCGAGGAGUGAUCCUCGUUAUGCUCAGAGCUUGACUCAUGCAGAUGUCGUCGGCAAUGCCAAUCGUGCUAAUAAAUCUGCAGCGGCUGCACUGAAAGAGCAGCUGAUGAGCAGCAAGAACCCUGCCGAUAACCAGAAAGCAGAGCUGGAGGCUUUGUUCGCUGGAACAGUACAAGAAGGCGCUUCACCAGCUGUACUUGGCAAGCGGACUAGAGAUAUGAUUGAUGAAGCCAACGAUGAUGCGAGCUCCGAUCCAUCCACUCCAGGCCGCAACACACCAAACAGAGAGAUCGCCGACCCCAUCACUGACGGUGCUAGUCGCGGCGCUUCCGGUCAGCUUGGCGGCAACUCCAAGCCAGGUGAAGAUGUAAUGCCAGAAGAUACGGUGCGUCUCUGGGACGACGGCUAUGAAGAGCGCUACUACGAACAGAAGUUCCACGUCUCGCCACAUGACGUGGAGUUCAGACACAGGGUGGCCCGAUCAUAUGUCGAGGGUUUGGCGUGGGUGCUUCUCUACUACUUCCAGGGUUGUCCGUCCUGGACCUGGUACUAUCCCUACCACUACGCGCCUUUCGCCGCAGACUUCGUGGACAUGGAAAAACAUCCCCUUGAUUUCGACAAGGGCAAGCCGUUCAGGCCCUACGAGCAGUUGAUGGGUGUUAUGCCCGCUGCUUCGAACCAUACCAUCCCAUCGGUCUUCCACCCUCUCAUGACAGAGGAUGAUAGUCCGAUCAAGGAGUUCUAUCCUGUUGACUUUGAGGUCGAUCUCAAUGGCAAGAAGUUUGCUUGGCAAGGUGUCGCACUGCUUCCUUUCAUUGACGAGAAGAGAUUGCUUGAUGCUAUGGCAGAGAAGUAUCCUAUGCUGACUACCGAUGAGCAACGACGCAACGCUUUCGGUACCGAGGCGCUGAUCUUUAGCACACGACAUCCGCUUUACGACGAGGUGGCCACGAACUUCUACAGUAAGAAGGCCGGUGGUGAGAAGUUCAAACUCAAUACUCGUGUCUCGGAGGGCCUGGCAGGCAGGAUCGAGAAGGAGGAGAAGUAUGUGCCUAACAGUGCUCUCCACUUCCCACUACCGAGUACGCAAGAGACGUACACGAGUCUGGAUCAGGACGAAAGCGCAACGGUGUCGUUCUUCAUGCCAAGCGUGGGUGGUGUCCACAAGAGUAUGCUACUACCUGGUAUUCAGUUCGCGGAGCCUGUGCUCGAUUAUCAGGACGUGCAGACUACGCGCGAGAAGGCUAGUAGAAGUGGCCGACAGUUCGGAGGUGUGCAGCUCAGCAAUAACGGAGACCGAUCAGACGGUCGACGCAUCAACUACGCUGCGAGAGAUAAUGGCGGUCACAACGGUAACGGCAAUGGUGGAUGGCAAGGUAACAACGGUUACAGUGCCAAUGGCGGAUACGGCUCGAAUUCCGGUCCUGGCUAUGGACACCAGCAGCAGCAGCAGCAGGGAGGUUUCGGCAAUCUGCCACCGCAUCUGGCCCAGCAGGCUGCUGCUCAUGGCUUCCCACCGCCACCGGGUGGUAUGCCGCCUAUGCCUAUGCCUGCUCCGCAACAGCAGCGUGGAUAUGAUGGCCGGGCGCCGCAGCAGCAGUAUGGUGGCUAUGGAGGAGGUGGACGAGGCGGGUAUGGAGGUGGGGGUGGUGGUGGGUAUGGUGGGGGUAAUAGAGGAGGAUAUGGUGGCGGAGGAUAUCAGGGUGGGAGGGGAGGCGGCGGAGGUGGGAGGAGGUAUUAG
Messenger RNA from Recurvomyces mirabilis, 3207 nucleotides. RefSeq names its product 5'-3' exoribonuclease 2 (gene RAT1). Lineage: Eukaryota; Fungi; Ascomycota; Dothideomycetes; Mycosphaerellales; Teratosphaeriaceae. Gene Ontology annotation, molecular function: 5'-3' RNA exonuclease activity; nucleic acid binding; zinc ion binding. Bases 1 to 3207 code for a protein of 1068 amino acids. Gene Ontology annotation, biological process: nucleobase-containing compound metabolic process. The record is from RefSeq and is a predicted model, not a curated record. The transcript has 2 exons. Gene Ontology annotation, cellular component: nucleus.